Messenger RNA from Cooperia oncophora, 228 nucleotides. NCBI's taxonomy places the organism in Eukaryota, Metazoa, Nematoda, Chromadorea, Rhabditida, Trichostrongylidae. The record is from the annotation of a GenBank genome assembly.
AUGGAUCGUUUGGCGUGUGCUCUGGUGCAAGCUGGUUGUCCGUUGAAUGUGCAAGACUGUGAUGGACAGACAGCUGCUCAUCUGCUGAUGAGGGAGAUGAAUCGCAUCUCAUCAGCUUCACGCGACUGCAACAAUCUGCACGAUAUAGCUAGUCGUGUUCGACCGCAUUGGCAGUUCGCUAGUCUCUGUUUCCUGACCGCUCGAGGAGCUGAUCUUUCUUUGGUGUGA